Molecule: messenger RNA, 1841 nt
Organism: Ostrea edulis (European flat oyster)
Lineage: Eukaryota; Metazoa; Mollusca; Bivalvia; Ostreida; Ostreidae
Product: putative universal stress protein SAUSA300_1656
Exons: 4
Coding region: 355-825 (156 amino acids)
Source: RefSeq, a predicted model, not a curated record
UGAUACUGGAAUUUCUUGUGUCAACAAAAUUUAUCAUUUGAAAAACUGCGCAGCACAGCGAUCUGCUAUGUUGCCUGUCUUGAACUGACAAAAGGAUACUAAUAAUCGAUAAAAGCGAAAAGCUCAUUAAGAAAUCAGUCAAGUCCACCAACGAAUAGCUUCGGUCAGUGACCUACAUAUCAAAUAGAAAAACCUGUACCGGUCGCGCAGCGGAAUUUUUACUGCGCCGUAUUUAUUUCCGCGUGACCUUGUUUACAUUUUUAAACCGUUGAGUCGGCGGAUUUUACCUGAGUGUAAAAGAAAGUGGUAAACCAAAUAAACUGUGAUCCAUUUUUUAAAACGAUUCUUGCAAAGAUGGCCGAAAAACAUCGAACAGUUAUCGUGGCAAUGGAUGGGAGCGCAGAUUCUGUCAAUGCAUUCAAAUGGUUUUGCAAAGCACUGAAACGUGCUGACGAUAAAGUGGUCAUGGUGUAUUCCGUAGAGGUCUACGACUCGAUGUACGCCACUCAAUGGUUUAAUGUCCCGUACUCCGUGGACAGGGCAGCACUAAAGGCAAUGUUAGAAAAACACGCCGAGGAAAUAAAAAAGAAACUGGAACAGUUUGCAGAAAUCAUGAAAACUGAACACGCAUCGGGCACAGUUCGCAGCACACAUGCCGAAAAACCAGGCGAGGGAAUCCUGAAAUCUGCCAAAGAGCUCAACGCUGACAUGAUAGUAAUGGGGUCCCGGGGGCUAGGGACUGUUCGAAGGACGAUCCUGGGGAGUGUCAGUGACUAUGUCCUCCAUCACUCUCCCGUACCUGUCAUCAUCUGUCGACCAGAGUAAAUUUGCAUUGUAUCACGAAGUAGAUGUUCUCAAUCAGUUGCAAUAGUUUCAAUGAAUUAUGUGUCUGUAAUGUUUGUGAAUAGUUGGAGUCAGUUUAAACAAAAUAAUGUAUGAAAAAGAUAAUUUGUUUCAUAACAUAUCUCUCUCUCUCUCUCUCUCUCUCUCUCUCUCUCUCUCUCUCUCUCUUCUAAACACUUUGUAGAAAUAUUUCGACCGUGUUACCGGUCUUCUUCAGUUGUGCUUUCAUGUAUACAUUUGUGUAUAUAUAUAUAUAUAUAUAUAUAUAUAUAUAUAUAUAUAACUUCGGAAUGAACAAAAACGUGUAGUUUCCUUUCAUAUUUUUUGUUAGAUUUUAUUUUUUGUACGCCGUUAUAAAGGUUCACGGUUAAUUUGUAACAUCAUACGGAAAUAUAUAUUGAUCUAUACACAUGUAGUAAAAACUAAAUGUUUGUGUGAAACAGGCUCCAAGAUAACUGUAGAGUGUAACUGAGCUCACAUACACGGUGUAGAAUACGUUGAAUGGCGUCCAAUCAUUAUAUAGAUGUAGCGUGAUAGUAGAGUACAAUAUGAUAUAUAACAUUAGGCAUUAUAGUGGAAAGAAAGUUAGCGUUAUUGCAUGUAAUAAGAUCUGUGAAUAUAGUAUAUAUUGUAACGGGCUUUGACAUGUAAUAAAAACAUUGGUAUACCUAUACAGCUGCGUGUUUAUGUUGGUAUCAAUGGUUGGACAGUGAUAACUUACAGAUUUACUUUCUAUAUGGUACGCUUUUAUAUUUGUGUAGAUAUAUGUAAGUUAGAAUGGAGAAUUAAAAUCGGAUGUUCUUUGUUAAGCCCUGUAUGAUUGUUCUUCUUAGUUUUUAUUUAUAACGUAAGAAACAUGCCAAAAUCAAAAUGACGUCUUUUCGGAUUUUUGUUUCUCUAUAUAUUUUACAUAUAUUGGAUAAAGAUAUUCGUGAAAUUGGUCAUUCUUUUUUAUGUGUAAUUAUGAUAUAUGGGAAUAAAGACGUUCAAAGUUUAAA